Messenger RNA from Drosophila sulfurigaster albostrigata, 1971 nucleotides. Its product is annotated as endothelin-converting enzyme 1. Gene Ontology annotation, cellular component: plasma membrane. The transcript has a single exon. The coding region runs from base 1 to 1971 and encodes 656 amino acids. NCBI's taxonomy places the organism in Eukaryota, Metazoa, Arthropoda, Insecta, Diptera, Drosophilidae. Gene Ontology annotation, molecular function: metalloendopeptidase activity. The record is from RefSeq and is a predicted model, not a curated record. Gene Ontology annotation, biological process: protein processing.
AUGAUGCGAAUUUGGGGAAUUUGUUUGCUGCUGGCAAGUGUCCAGGCGCUGCCCACCAAACACCUGAAUCACAAUGCCACAGAGGAACAGGAGCAGGAGCAGGAGCUGGAAGAGGAGACGUCACAUUGGAACGGGGAUAUCAAUUUGCAGUACAUUCAACGAAUUGAGAGCUAUAUGCAACCGGAGCAGGAUGCCUGCCACGAUUUUCAUGCCUAUGCCUGUGGCAAUUGGAAGUCGGUGCACGGCAAUGUGUCGACGAUGUCGUUAAGCGGCUCCCACAUCGAUCAACGCUAUGUGCACCUGUUCGAGCGACUGUUGCGGGAGCCACAAGCGUCGGAGCAUCGGCUGCCGAUGUUUCCAAAACUCUUGCGUUACUAUCAGAGCUGCUUGGCCUUGGAUAAGCCGCGAUUGCGUCACUAUCUGGAUCAUUUGCCGCCACGAAGCACCGAUCAUUGGAUGGAACUGUUGGCGAUCUUGGGACGAUAUGGACAUCAUGAGCACUACAUCAGGAUUACGGUGGCCCAUCACAAUGCCAGCCGGCACAUAAUCUUCAUGCAAGCCCAUGUGCAUGAGCUCAAAAUGACUCUAACCCCAAAUAUCUAUUUCGCCUUGCGGCGUCACUUAGAUGGCGAUUUGCCAUCGUUGCCGGAUUUGCGACAGCAAUUCAAGCAGUUGGACGCGACACUUUAUCGGCUCUCUCAAUCGGAGAGCAUCAACAGUGAAGAGGAGAACUUUAAGACAUACACGCUGAACCAACUGCAGCAGGAGCUGCCUGGCCUCAACUGGACGCACGCCUUGCAGCUAAAAUUCAAUGCCACCUAUGACGGCCAGCAUCAAGUGCAGGUGGAUGAGUUACCCCAACUGCGGCAACUGAUCGACUUCCUCAACCAGGCCGAUGCUCGUCUCUUGCGUUUAUACAGCCUGUCACGAUUUCUGCAGUAUUUGCUCCAGUUGCCGCACAAUCCACUGAACAAUCUGGUGAACAACAGAGCGCCAUCGAGUGUCGAGUGUGUGCAGCACAUGCGAAAGACGCUGUAUUUGGGCAUGAACUAUGCCUACGAACACAUCUACUAUGCGAAGCAGCGGGCUACGGAUGAACGCAUCAUCUUUCGCGUCUUUGAGGAGCUGAAAGCACAGUUCUCCAAGCAACUUCGACUGAACGAGUUCGGCUUGGAUGCCAAUCUGUUGUCGGCACUGCAGCAGAAAGUGUCCGGCAUGGCCAUCAACAUUGGCAACAUGCCGCACAAUGCCAGCGAACAGUUCUUUCGAGAGCGCGAGCAGCUGUGGCAAGCAACUGGUGACUUCUACUUGAAUCACUUCAAGAGUCUGCUGGAGUACAAUGCGCACCAGGCGGAGAUGGAGCGCACCACAAAUGCAACGCUGAAGCAGCUGUUCUACAGCUUCAGCUAUCAUGGACCCAGUAUGCAAGAUAAUAUCGAUGCCACACCGUAUUUCUAUUGCGUGAGCAACAUCAUCAUUAUGCCCUAUGCCUAUGUGCAGUUGCCCUUCUAUCACGCCCAAUUUUGGCCAGCAUUGCUCUAUGGCGAUUUGGGCAACACGCUUGGCCAUGAGAUGCUGCACACCUUGGACAGCUUCUUUGUGGACUUCGAUGCUCAGGGCGUGCAGCGCGACUAUGGAGAUCAGUUGCGACGUUACAGACAGUAUGUGGCUGGCAUCGAGUGUCUCAACAGUACGGCGAAUAUCACCCUAAAUGAACGCACCGCAGAUUUUAGUGGCACUCGGCUGGCGUUGCACACGUAUCUGCAGACGCCGAUGCAGCGACGCCAGCAUGGACGACUUUACUUUCUGCAAUUUGCACAAUUCUUUUGCGGCCAGGAGGCGGACGAAAGCCAUGAUGAGGGCAGCGUACGCUUGAACUAUACGCUCUCGCAGAUGCCCGAGUUCGCUGAGGUCUUCAACUGUACGCAGGGUACACCCAUGAAUCCAGUCGAGCGUUGCCGAUUUUGGUAG